UUUAAGGAGGCUUUGCAUCGAAACCGUGCGGAAAAAGGGAGGGAGAGAUAGAGGGGAAAAGCAGAGGGAGAUGCAGCGAUCCGCCGCUCUGCUACUCCUCCGAACUCUGCGAUCGCGAGGGUUCUCCUCGUCGAGCUCCGACAAGAUCGUCGCCGCCGUCCUCUUCGAGCGCCUUCCUGUCGUCAUACCCAAGAUCGAUCCUGUCGUCUACGCCUUCCAAGAAUUCUCGUUUCGGUGGAGGCAGCAAUACCGGCGUAGGUACCCUGAUGAGGUCUUGGGAAAGGGAGAUGCCAGGGGAAAAGGUGAGUACCAAAUUGAUUAUGUGCCUGCUCCACGAAUCACAGAAGCUGACAAGACCAAUGAUCGGAGAUCAUUGCAGAGAGCACUAGAUAGAAGGCUUUAUCUUCUCCUCAAUGGUAGCACAUAUGGGGCUCCUGACAAGAAACCUGUUUGGCAUUUCCCAGAAAAAAUAUAUGAAAAUGAAGAGACUCUGCGACUGUGUGCAGAAUCAGCAUUGAGGUCUGUACUUGGAGGACUUCAGCAUACAUAUUUUGUUGGCAACGCUCCCAUGGCCCACAUGACUGUAGAACCAAAAGAACACUCAUCAGAUACUCCAUCCUUUGAGAGAUUCUUUUUCAAGUCACAAGUAAUUGGUACCAGCAAACUCCAUAUUGAAAAGUGUCGGGACUAUGUAUGGGUAACCAAGGAUGAAUUAAUGGAAUACUUUCCAGAACAAGCUGACUUUUUCAACAAGAUGAUUAUUAGUUAAAUGUUAUCUUGGAGCUGAUACAGAGGUUUUCUUUAAGCGGCAGUCAUCACUUUCCAUGGUCCUAUCUUGUUGGAGAAUUCUUAAGUCUCAUGUCUAAUUGUUGGCAUGUGCUUUGUACUAUUAAAAAAUUAGCACAUUUCAGUAAAAUAGCUAUAAGCUACUAUGAUGUCUUUUCAAUGCAAAAAUUCGACCUUCAUGUCUGUUGAUUAAGAUGAUAGUACCUUUUUGCGUCUCUCAUAACCAGGACUGCAGAUGACAUCUGCAGAGAAAUCUUUGAUGUUGGCUAUUGUCCAUUCACUAUAUUCUUUUAGUUGCUGUUUACAAUUACGCAUGU
Elaeis guineensis (African oil palm) is the source of this 1103-nucleotide messenger RNA. RefSeq lists its product as uncharacterized. Gene Ontology annotation, cellular component: mitochondrial large ribosomal subunit. Gene Ontology annotation, molecular function: structural constituent of ribosome. The record is from RefSeq and is a predicted model, not a curated record. NCBI's taxonomy places the organism in Eukaryota, Viridiplantae, Streptophyta, Magnoliopsida, Arecales, Arecaceae.